Diospyros lotus (date-plum) is the source of this 5179-nucleotide messenger RNA. Its product is annotated as zinc finger BED domain-containing protein RICESLEEPER 1-like. The record is from RefSeq and is a predicted model, not a curated record. NCBI's taxonomy places the organism in Eukaryota, Viridiplantae, Streptophyta, Magnoliopsida, Ericales, Ebenaceae. The coding region runs from base 2809 to 4845 and encodes 678 amino acids. The transcript is spliced from 3 exons. Gene Ontology annotation, molecular function: protein dimerization activity; DNA binding.
UUGCUUCACAAACCUAGCUCCACCAACUUCAUUUUUAUCUCUUUUUCAAGCUAUUUUCCAUGCGUUUACGCUUCUAAUUCGGCUUUUUCUUGACGUGUUCAUCAUGUGUCGAUCAGUGUCGAAAUUUUGGUGAUUUCCUAGGGUAGUUUCACCAGUCGCUUAGCUUUCGAGCUUAGGGAAGUCGCUAUCCUAGAAUUGGAGUGUUUUAUACCGUAAUUUUUUAUUUAUUCAGUUAUCUUGUUGGGAUUGGUGUUCUUGAGCCUCGUUCUUCCCAUACGUGGUUCAAAUGACCAGAUCCCGUUCCCUUAGCUUUUCUGGUUGUCGUGGAUGGGUUGGUUCUGCCAAUUAGUUUAAGGAGCUUAUAAAUAUGUGUAUAAUCGAUAAUUUUGCCUAUUUACUUUAGAUUGUUUUCCAUAUUAGGGUAUUCCUCUGUAGAUUCCCUGGACUUGGAUGUUCUGUACUGUUUAGUAUGUGUGGAUCAAAUUGGUGAAUCUGUACCACCAUGGUCAAAAUAGACCAAAGAGCGAAUUCGUUCAUUCAAGAUGUGAGAACUCACAAUGAUAGAUCAUGUUUUUGUUUUCAAGUCUUUUCAUUCUCUGUUUUUUGAUCCCAUAUAGAAUUAGUGUAUAUGUAUGUGAAUGUUUGUGUGCUGUGGGGUGAUUAUUAUAAGUUCUGAAACUUGCGAUCAUUGGUAGUUUGAACUCCAGUGAAAUGCCACCUGGUUCUGUAGUUAUAGAUUUUGCCUAUGAUUGCUUGUAUGUUAGCUCACAAUGGUGAUGCACUUAUCCAUUAUUGUUUUAUUUUUAUCAUUGAAGUUCUAUUCCUGAUUCGGCUUUCCUUUUGGUUCCCUCCUUGAGUUUCUGCAGUAUUUUUAUAAUGACUCCUUUUUGGAUCAAGUUAGUUCUGCAUCAGUCAAUGGUUUUAUUUAUUUAUUUAUUUUGGGUAAAAUAAUGAGGCACCAAUAUAUCCUGACUUACUUAUUAAGAAGGAAUAUGCUGAAUACAGAGAGACAUAAUUAUGUGCAUACUGUUGGGAGCAAAACUUUAUUCAAUUUUCAAUUAGAUGACAUAAUUGGUGGAUCAUCCUAUGGUUGAUGGAACUGUUUUUUUGUUGGCAUUUCUGUAAUUGAGUUGAUGAUACCAUAUAUUAAAGGGAGUACCCCUCACUUUUCAAAAAUUACUGACUAACUCUACUGUUCAAAAUUUAUAUUAGAUUACCCCUUGAGAUUAGAUUUAAGUGACAUAGGAUACCCAUAAAGUUUUAUAAAAUUAUAUGGAUCUCUUGACUUCUGUGUUCUUUUCUUUUCUUUUUUCUUUUUUUGUGUGACUGAGGGGAAGUCAAUGUGAUUUCCCGAAAUUUAUUGAAACCUGGGGUGUGCAAAGUGUAAUUUUCCCUAUAUUAAAUUCAUACAAGAAUAGUGAUACUAUUAUUAUUAUAUUCACGAGAUAUAUUUCUUUUCCUUGUGGUGUUCUUUUGACCAUGAUGUAGUACAACUGCAACAUUUGUAUUGAAGUUCUUUUCAAGAAUAGCUCUUUUUUCGUAGUGGUUUUUACUCUCGAACUAUUCAGAAUGACAUGGUUGGCUUCCAAUUAACAUACUAAAAUAUGGCAUCUUCUUUUUCAGAUUGGACUAUUAGAUAGGACAAGAAAGACUUCUGUUACUGGAAUACAGAUUGUUUUCGUACAUGGUAUCAGAGCUAAAACACAGAAAGCCACAUUUUUAGAAUGCAUACCAUAGGAGUAACACCACUAACAAUCACAAGGUGGGGUAGGCUACAUGAACUGUAGACCUCCAACCAUCUUAACUUUAAGAAACAACUGCUUAAUCCCAUGAGUUUUCCGAUGGUUGUUGGCUACCUAGCACAACCUUACUCUUUUAUCUGGGUUUCGAACAACCAUAAAUUGGAAGAACACAUGAUGCUAGAAGUGUUGUGGGCAUUACCCAUUUCACAGGUGGAGUUUGAUACCAUAGGGGUAGAUUUGUAAAUGUUACUAAAAGAAUUACUGCAAUUUUCUUUUAGAAUUUGGGCAUCCAGUAACAUAAUGCAAUAUGAUAACCCAACAAAAUAAUUAAAAAAUACAUGAUGCAACAUUAUCUAUUUUUCUUUAAAAUUAAUCGUGUAAAACUGCAUUUAUCAUAAAUGGUGAUUAUUUUUUAUAUUUUGUCCAUGCCAAAGCUACACUUUUCCUAAAUUUGUGUUCAUUUACUUGGUAUAUUUACCUCCUAAGAAAACAUCUAAGAAAUAAAUAUGGAAGUGGUACUGGGAUUACUUUAGAUCAUCUAAAGUUGGAUAUAAGAUGUGGCUUCCUGGGCAUGGGUCUUUUCAACUCAUUGCUGACAAAUGUUUCUUUAGGUUCAUAGCUGGCAGGUCAUGCUGAAAGCAUGGUCAAUUAUUUUCUUUUCAUACUGAAUUUAGCAUGAAGAGACACAUUGAGGUUUACAUUUAGUGUUUUUUUUUUUUUUUUGGGGGGGGGGUAGUGGGAGGCUUAGCCAGGAUUGGUUGUCUUGAGGAAAUUGUUCACUAUCACCCCAUAUAGCUUCAUAUCUUUCUCUGACAAUCACAUUAUAUUUGUACUCUCUCUCUCUCUCUCUCUACAACGUCAAAGGUACCAUUAUAUUUUAAAAUUGAUGAUAUUUUCACAGAUAGGAAUUAGUUUCAACUUGUGCUCCCAGAGAUUGUGAAUUUUGUUUCCAGGUGCUUCAUGCUAGAUUUCCAUUACUUACCCCCCCCCCCCCACCAAAGUCUCCUUCAAUUCAAGGUUGCCUUUGCCCUUUUUUUUAAGGACUAAUCAUUAACUGGUCCAUGUCAUGGAAGUAUCAAAUGAUUCAACUGUUAAGAAAUCAAAGAGGUUGACAUCCAUAGUAUGGAAUCACUUUGAGAGGGUCAGAAAGGCUGACACUUGUUAUGCGCUCUGUGUACAUUGUAAGAAGAAACUUAGUGGGUCAAGUAAUAGUGGAACUACUCAUCUGAGAAAUCAUUUAAUUCGCUGUCUGAAGAGAUCCAAUUAUGAUGUUUCUCAGAUUCUUACUGCAAAGAGAAAGAGAAAAGAUAGUGCUCUUACUGUUUCUAAUGUUGACUUUGAGGAAGGGCAACGAAAAUGUGAAAGUAUUACUCCUGUAAAUAUUAAAUUUGAGCAAGAGCAUAAAAAAGAUGAACCUAUCAACCUUGGUAGCAUCAACCUUGGAAGUGUUAAGUUUGAUCAAGAGCGGAGUCAGCUGGAUCUUGCCCGUAUGAUCAUGUUACAUGGUUAUCCUCUUGAGAUGGUCGAGCAUGUUGGAUUCAAAAUGUUUGUUAAGAAUCUUCAGCCCUUGUUUGAGAUGACUAGUAGUGCCCUUGAGCUGGACUGUAAGAAAAUUUAUGGGAAAGAGAAACAAAAAGUCUAUGAGACUUUACAUGCUUUGCAUGGAAGAGUUAGCCUUGCUGUUGAUAUGUGGACUUCACCUGAAAAUGCAGCUUACUUGCGCUUGACAGCAAACUUUGUUGAUGAGGAUUGGAAGCUACAGAAAAAGAUACUGAAUUUCAUUACAUUGGAUGAUUCUUAUACAGAUGACAUACUUUCAGAAGUUAUUAUGAAAUGUGUGAUGGAUUGGGAUGUUGAUAGGAUGUUGUUUGCCAUGACAUUUGAUGAUUUUUUCUUGAAUGAUGACACAAUCUUCAAGAUCAAAGACUGGCUCUCUCAAAACAAGCCUCUUCUAAAGAUUGGUCAGUUGUUUGAUAUGCGAUGUGCAAUGCACGUUCUAAAAUCUAUUGCUUGGGAUGCAGUCAAGUCACUUCAAGAUGUGAUCAACAAAAUUCGAGAAAGUAUUAGGUAUGUCAAAAGUUCACAAGCAACUCAAGGAAAGUUCAAUGAGGUUGCUGAGCAAGUUGGUAUCAAUGGUCAAAGGCGCCUAUUUUUUGACUGUCCAAUGCAAUGGAAUUCAACAUAUCUCCUGCUUGAAACAGCCUUGGAAUACAAGGGUGCCUUUUCUGUGCUGCAGGAACAUGAUGCGGGCUAUUCAAUUUCUAUAUCUGAGAGAGAGUGGGAAUGGGCAAGUUCUGUUACUGGCUAUAUGAAGCUUUUCUUUGAAGUUAUCAAUGUCAUCUUAGGGAACAAACAUCCAACUGCAAAUAUAUAUUUUCCAGAGAUUUGUGAUGUUUAUGUCCAAUUGAUUGAAUGGUGCAAGAACCCUGAUGAUUUUCUUAGUUCUAUUGCACUGAAAAUGAAAGCCAAGUUUGAUAAGUUUUGGAGCAAAUGCAGUUUGGCUUUAGCAGUAGCAGCCAUCUUAGAUCCCCGAUUCAAAAUGAAAUUGAUAGAGUAUUACUAUCCCCAAAUUUAUGGCACUGAUGCCCCCGAUCACAUCAAGGAAGUUUCUGAAGGUAUUAAGGAACUGUUUAAUGAGUACUCUACAUGCUUAAAUUCACUUGAUCAAGAUUCUGUGAGGCCUGGUAAUAGAUUGCCUGGUAUUGGUAAUGGUACAAGGGAUAGGCUAAGAGGAUUUGACAAAUUUCUCCAUGAAACUUCACAAAGUCAAUGUGUAUUAUCAGACUUGGAAAAAUAUCUAGAAGAAAUGAUCUUUCCACGUAAUCAUGAUUUCAAUAUAUUAAACUGGUGGAAAGUCCACACACCAAGGUAUCCUAUCCUUUCAAUGAUGGCACGUGAUGUUUUGGCAAUUCCUCUUUCAACUCUUGGACCAGAGUGGGCAUUCAGUAGUAGUGGCAGAAUACUUGACAGUCAUCGGACUUCGCUUCAUCCAGAUAUCAGAGAAGCUUUGAUAUGUGGCCAAGAUUGGUUGUGGAUGGACUCAGAAGAAGCCAAGAUGUCUUCCAUCCAUUCAGCUGUGCCCCUCGCCAUUGAAACAAAUUAGUUGCCGUGGUACAAUUCUUUUACUUCUGCCCUAACUGAUCUUCCCAUAAUGGUGUAUGUUUUUCUGAUUUGGUAGUUUUCCCCCUUUUUAGGAAUUGGGUAUUCUCCGGUGAUGUUGAUCAAAUGAGUGUGGUUCUAACGUAGUUCAUUGCUGGAUGUAGAGACUGAUACAUCAUGAACCUCUGCUCUCCUUGUCCAAAUUUUACAAUAGGGAUAAUGAUUUUUGAUUUUUUUUUCCCUGUUAAAUGUGCAUAUUAGGAGUGAACUAACUGCAUAUGCCGAUGCUUAAACUGAAGGGUUACCCUUGGCGCUGUUUAAUCGCCCUCUGUUGGAAA